Molecule: messenger RNA, 943 nt
Organism: Sorex fumeus (smoky shrew)
Lineage: Eukaryota; Metazoa; Chordata; Mammalia; Eulipotyphla; Soricidae
Gene: CPLX2
Product: complexin 2
Exons: 4
Coding region: 344-748 (134 amino acids)
Biological process (GO): regulation of neurotransmitter secretion; synaptic vesicle exocytosis; neurotransmitter transport
Cellular component (GO): SNARE complex; terminal bouton
Molecular function (GO): syntaxin binding
Source: RefSeq, a predicted model, not a curated record
GAGAGAGAGAGAGAGAGAGAGAGAGAGAGAGAGAGAGAGAGAGAGAGAGAUUUGAAUUUCCCAUCUGGAAGGGGAGCAGGAGCGCGUCAGGGCCUGGCAGAGGGGCGGGAUUGGAGGGCGCCUCCCGCACAGCCGGGGCCCCAGCUCGCCCCGCGGAGUUGCACGCGGCGCUGGCGGCAGCAGCGAGCUCAGAGCCCGGGAGCCGCCUCGCCAGCCGCGCGGAGCCUGCAGCGGGCCGGACCCGGAGCGCCAGAUUGCCACGUGACCCUGAAGCCAGCUUUCCCGGAGCACUGCACGCCAAUCCAGCUGCCAGUGAGGCCACACUGUUAACAGAGCCGGAAUCAUGGACUUCGUUAUGAAGCAGGCCCUGGGAGGGGCCACCAAGGACAUGGGAAAGAUGCUGGGGGGCGAGGAGGAGAAGGACCCUGAUGCGCAGAAGAAGGAGGAGGAGCGGCAGGAGGCACUGCGGCAGCAGGAGGAGGAGCGCAAGGCCAAGCACGCACGCAUGGAGGCCGAGCGCGAGAAGGUCCGGCAGCAAAUCCGAGACAAGUAUGGGCUGAAGAAGAAGGAGGAAAAGGAGGCGGAGGAGAAGGCGGCCCUGGAGCAGCCUUGCGAGGGAAGCUUGACCCGGCCCAAGAAGGCCAUCCCGGCGGGCUGCGGGGACGAGGAGGAGGAGGAGGACGAGAGCAUCCUGGACACGGUCCUCAAGUACCUGCCCGGCCCGCUGCAGGACAUGUUCAAGAAGUAAUGCGCCGCCAGGCCCCAGCCCUGCGCCACUUCAUUAUUUUUUGGGGGGGGCGGGGGGAGGGGUGUUUCUUUUCUUUCUUUCUUCAGUUCUGUCUCAACUCUGAAGGGGGGAAACAUCAGUUGGCCUCUGCCCCCCCCCACCAACCCCUUCCCAGGGGCUCCUCCUCCUCAGCACCCCUUCCCCUGCAUUCCCGGG